Molecule: messenger RNA, 472 nt
Organism: Larimichthys crocea (large yellow croaker)
Lineage: Eukaryota; Metazoa; Chordata; Actinopteri; Sciaenidae
Product: trifunctional purine biosynthetic protein adenosine-3-like
Exons: 3
Coding region: 75-425 (116 amino acids)
Biological process (GO): 'de novo' IMP biosynthetic process
Cellular component (GO): cytoplasm; cytosol
Molecular function (GO): phosphoribosylglycinamide formyltransferase activity
Source: RefSeq, a predicted model, not a curated record
GAGCUGAGUUCGACGGCACUAUCGAUCGCGUGCUGGAGGAGUUUGGGGUGGAGCUGGUGUGUCUGGCUGGAUUCAUGAGGAUCCUCACGGGGACGUUUGUCAAGAAAUGGAACGGAAAGCUGCUGAACAUCCACCCAUCUCUGCUGCCCUCGUUCAAGGGCGUGAACGCCCAGAAGCAGGCUCUGCAGGCUGGGGUGCGGGUUGCAGGCUGCACAGUCCACUUCGUAGCAGAAGAGGUGGACGCCGGCGCCAUCAUCGUGCAGGAGGUGGUGCCGGUGCUGGGCGGCGACACGGAGGAGAGCCUGUCGGACAGGAUCAGAGAAGCCGAGCACCGAGCCUUCCCCGCCGCCAUGGAGCUGGUUGCGAGCAGUGACGUCGGCCUGGGAGACAACGGACGCGUCACAUGGAAGUCGAAGACACACUAACAAAGCAGAAAACACAUUUACUAUCACCCUGUAGAGUUUGGUAGAUA